This is a messenger RNA of Impatiens glandulifera, 2692 nucleotides long. Its product is annotated as pentatricopeptide repeat-containing protein At1g09900-like. The record is from RefSeq and is a predicted model, not a curated record. Gene Ontology annotation, molecular function: protein binding. Lineage: Eukaryota; Viridiplantae; Streptophyta; Magnoliopsida; Ericales; Balsaminaceae. The transcript has a single exon. The coding region runs from base 8 to 2338 and encodes 776 amino acids.
UUCAUCCAUGGCAAUGAGGUUGUUGAAGCAGUUAGAAAACACUCUUCUGACGACUACUGCCAUCUUUUUCCAUUGUUCCUCGUAUCAUCGGAGGUCGGCUGCUCGAUUCCUCUCAUCGUUGUCGUCCAGAGAUCGCACCCAUAAUACCCAAUGUGUGGAAGAGGAUGAUGAUCCAUUUAAUGGCGAUAUACGACUCCGUGAAAGGAUUGCAAAAUCUAGGGUUUCAGAUGCAUCUAAUAAUAAUAAUAACAGUCAGGUAGACAGAUAUCCUGAAACUAUUGAUGAUUUAGGUCUUACGUUCAAGGAUGAUGAUGAUGACUGUAAAUUCGUUACAAGGAGAAUCCAGCUAGGAGACGAUCAGUUCAGAAACCACCACCCAUUGGUAAAAGAAUUCUGUAGAUUAAUUGAACUUCGCACGAAUUGGAAUUCAGUACUUGAAGGCCAAUUGAGGCACAUACUUAGAGGCUUAAAACCUAAUCAAGUCUGCUCAGUUUUAGUCUCUCAGACCGAUGAACGUGUUGCUUUGAAUAUCUUCUAUUGGGCCGACAGACAAUGGCGGUACCGUCAUGACCCACUUGUAUACUAUUCAAUGCUUCAAAUCCUUAGUAAGACUAAGCUUUGUGAAGGUUCCAGAAGGAUCCUUCGUCUAAUGGUGAGAAGAGAAAUUGUGCUUAAACCUGAAGCUUUCAGCUACGUGAUGAUUUCAUACAGCCGAGCUGGUGAAUUCAGGAAGGCUAUGGGAGUUUUUGGUACAAUGCAGAAAACGGGUAUUGAACCGGACUUAACAAUUUGCAAUACAUCUAUACAUGUUUUGGUUAUGGGAAAUAUGUUAGACAAGGCUAUUAGAUUCUUGAAUCGAAUGCAAGUGUUUGGAAUUCAACCUAAUGUUGUUUCAUAUAACUGUUUGAUCAAGGGAUAUUGUGUUAUGAAUCGGUUUCAUGAUGCAGUCCAACUGAUCGAUGAAAUGCCUUCGAAAGGAUGUUUACCAGACAAAGCUAGUUACUACACUGUAAUGGGUUUCUUCUCUAAAGAGAAGAAAAUCGAGGAACUGAGAUUGUUAAUGGAGAAGAUGAUUACAGAGAGUAAACUUCUACCUGAUCAAGUUACUUACAAUACGAUUAUCCACAUGCUAUCAAAACACGGUCAUGGAGACGAAGCACUUACAUUUCUGAGAGAAGCAGAAUCGAAAGGAUUCGCGAUUGACAAAGUUGGAUACACUGCAAUAGUUCACUCCCUCUGUUUGUCGGGUCGUUUGGACAACGCUAAAGAACUGGUUAACGAAAUGCCGAUCAAAGGUAACACACCCGAUGUAGUGACAUACACUUCAUUAAUUAACGGGCUUUGCUGUUCUGGAAAGCUCGAAGAAGCUCAGAAGCUUCUUCACGAGAUGAACAAGUACGGUUGUAAACCAAAUACAGUAACAUAUACCGCUUUACUAAAUGGGCUUUGUCGAAAUGGGAAAUCCAUGGAGGCUAGAGAGAUGAUGAAAGAAGAUGAGCUAUGGAAACCAAAUGCAAUUACAUACAGUGUAGUCAUCCACGGUCUUCAUAGAGAUGGUAAAAUAAGCGAGGCCUGUAAUUUGGUUUGGGAAAUGAUCGGUAAAGGCUUUUUUCCAACGUCGGCCGAAAUCAACUUGUUGAUUCUGUCUCUAUGUCAGGAGGGUAGAAUAUUCGACGCAAAAAACUUGAUGGAAGGGUGUCUGAACAGAGGUUGUCAAGUAAAUGUGGUGAAUUUCACCUCUUUAAUUAAUGGUUUCUGUCGGAAUGACGAUUUGGACGGUGCUAUGUCAUUGCUGGACGACAUGUAUUUGUGCGAUAAACGACCAGACACUGUCACGUAUAAAAUCAUUAUAAACGCUUUAUCGAGGAAAGGCAGGGUAAAAGAAGCGGCUGAAUUAACCAAGCGAAUGUUUCAUAAAGGUCUGGUUCCAUGUUCCAUGACGUGUAGUUCAAUUAUUCACUGGUUCUGUAAGCAUGGUAAGGUUGAAGAUUUACUGGCGUUACUAGAGAAGAUGAAGAUUGAUACUAUAUAUAAUCAAGUUAUAGAAAAGCUUUGUUAUUUUGGAAACGUCGAUGAGGGUUAUAAGUUAUUGGGGAAAGUUCUUAGGACUGCUUCAAGAAACGAUGCGAAAACUUGUGGUGUGGUGAUGGAGAGUUAUUUGAAGAAAGGCGAUCCUCUUUUUUCUUAUAAGGUGGCUUGUCGAAUGUUUAAUCGGAAUCUGAUUCCCGAUUUGAAGCUCUGCGAGAAGAUUAGCGAACAAUUGAGGAUGACGAUGAUAGAAGCAGACAAGGCAGAUAAACUUAUGGUUCGAUUCGUUGAGCGUGGAAUCUCAAUGUGAGUAAAAAACAAAUGUUUUUUUUCAUUUUCACAUGCAUACAUACAUUAGAAAAAACAAACAAACAGUCUAGUUAACUAACGUUAAUUACUGCAGAGAUUUAGCCUUGAUCAAGUCGUUGAACUCUUGAUCGGUUGUUUUAAGCAUCUGAGAUAAAGGGAGGUUAAGAAUCCCAUUCUGUACAACUUCAACAUGUCUAGGCUUGAUCCUCUUCUCCAAACUGAAAGCGAAAUACUGAGGGAAAUCCUUCAACCAAUCCAAUUCGCCCUUCAUCUCAUUCUUGAAAUAGUCAAAUUUAGGAAUGAAAUUGUUCUCCACGCUGAAAGUAAACAGACCGGGACAUCUCAAUACCAUUCC